Messenger RNA from Sinocyclocheilus grahami, 737 nucleotides. Its product is annotated as transcription elongation factor B polypeptide 1-like. Bases 102 to 440 code for a protein of 112 amino acids. NCBI's taxonomy places the organism in Eukaryota, Metazoa, Chordata, Actinopteri, Cypriniformes, Cyprinidae. The record is from RefSeq and is a predicted model, not a curated record. Gene Ontology annotation, biological process: ubiquitin-dependent protein catabolic process. The transcript is spliced from 4 exons.
CAUUUUUGAACCGGAAGUACUCAGUUGUAGCCAGCGUCUGUGUUUUCAAGAAACUUGUUUUGCUAUUUUAAUUCGUGGAGUAAUACAGCGCCUGUGAAACAAUGGAUGUUGAAGAGCGGACUUAUGGUGGUUGUGAAGGCCCAGAUGCCAUGAAUGUAAAACUGAUCUCUUCAGAUGGCCAUGAGUUUAUUGUGAAGAGAGAGCAUGCUUUAACCUCUGGCACCAUCAAGGCUAUGCUGAGUGGACCUGGUCAGUUUGCGGAAAAUGAAACCAACGAGGUGAACUUCCGGGAGAUCCCGUCUCAUGUUCUCUCCAAAGUUUGCAUGUAUUUUACCUAUAAAGUGCGCUACACCAACAGCUCGACAGAAAUCCCAGAAUUCCCCAUUGCUCCUGAGAUUGCCCUGGAAUUGCUUAUGGCUGCGAACUUUCUAGACUGUUAGAUAAGAAUGGAGCAUGUGUUAUACUGUGACGACUUACUUUCCAUUUGUUUGCCAUCAUAUAUGUUCUUAUGAUUUAUGAGUGUGUAUUUAUGAAUGUCUUGUAAUUUUUGGGCCAUUGAGGGUUUUUUUUUUUUUUUUUUGUUUUUUUUAAUUUCAAAUGGCUAGAUGAUUUGUUGUGUGUGCAGUGUUUUAAAUGUCUUACAAUCAUUUUGUAUUUGAAAGUCUUUUGCAAUUGUCCUAGUGCCAUUCGCAUUAGGAAUAAAAAUGGAUGAACCAAAUAUAUCAUUGUCAUACCUC